CCUUUUACGCCCAUUCUUUUACGUGUUCAAACCAGAUCUGUGCGGACGCGAGCCGCGCAAGAAUAUUGAUCGAGCUUUCGUAAUUUGGCGUAAGAAACACAAGGAACCGAUGGAACCCAAGCGCGAACGGAAGCGGCUGUACCGCGGCUUGGGCAAUCAUGAGCUCAAUCUGUCCUCCUUGUCCUCGUCGCCGGCGUCGGUAGCUAGGCAGGACAGUGCCAUAACCAUCACAAGUUCAUCACAGUCCAGUGGGACCACCCAAAUGGUCGUCUCGCCCGACGAUCCCCGCCCGACCCCCAGUGACGUGGCGGCAGAUGUACGGAAUUGGGUGUAUUUACCUAGUUAUUAUCACUCUGAUGAUUUUACAAGCUCUGAUAUGAGCCUUAACGCAGUGAACGGUACUCGGCUGCCUAACAUACAGCCAAUACCCAGGCGUCGAGAGACGGUAAUCCUAAAUAAGAAAGCCAUGGAUAUAUAUCUGGCAGGGACUACAGGCGGAACUUUCAAAUUCUGCUUAUCAGACUAAAUCGGAGCACCCAGACACUGUGUGGGAGAGAGAGUGCAAUAUGUU
Messenger RNA from Drosophila guanche, 571 nucleotides. RefSeq lists its product as uncharacterized. The record is from RefSeq and is a predicted model, not a curated record. The coding region runs from base 110 to 526 and encodes 138 amino acids. The transcript is spliced from 3 exons. Lineage: Eukaryota; Metazoa; Arthropoda; Insecta; Diptera; Drosophilidae.